AUCACUGGUCCCUGACAUGGUUCUCGGAACUGGUGUGGAGUUAUCCAUUUCGAUCACCAAUCCAUCUCGAACACCAAAGCUCCCCACGACUCAUCAGCAGGUUCUCAAAGUGAAGUUACAUGCGAUUCGCCCUCGUAUCAAUGGCUGCCAGAUUCAUAGUUGUGUCUCCUACCAUCGCGAAAUAGUCAAAUAAAGCUACCCGACACAUAUGAUUGGCUGUCAGAUUCAGUAGCCUCAUGGUUGUGUCUCCUAUGAUCGCGAAAUAGUCAAAUAAAGCUACCGGGCACGUAACCGCUAAUAACAAAUUGGCAACAAGUAAAGCCAGCUUGAGGAGUGUAGCGCAAGAAAAAGAUGUACCAAAACUGUCUUAUGGAGGGAAAUGGUUAGAGUAAUAGAGCAAUUGGAGUUGGAGCAUACUAUGAGUUGCAAAACCUGAUCUUCCACAUUAUAGUUAUAUUUGUGGAGGUAUAUACACCAUGAUUAUAUUUGUAACGAAAAUUCAU
Molecule: messenger RNA, 503 nt
Organism: Marchantia polymorpha subsp. ruderalis
Lineage: Eukaryota; Viridiplantae; Streptophyta; Marchantiopsida; Marchantiales; Marchantiaceae
Source: the annotation of a GenBank genome assembly